UUUGAAUUGACAUAGUCGGUCUUCGUUUGGUAACUACGUAAAAUGAUUUAGCGAGAGAAUGUAAGAAAAAUAAUAGGUACACAUAGUGUGAGAAUCUGAUUUCCGUUUUAUUGGAUCCGGGUCGCCCUCAAAAUUGUCCCUUUUGAUUCAGACCCCCCUCAACUGGAAUCGUGUAUUGGUGAAAGCAAUGCUUUCAUUAGUGGGUGCCGGUUGUGGUUCGUUUGUGUACAAGAAUUCUCUCAGAAAAAGCAUAUGCAAUAUCGGGAAGUGUUCUUUUCGCUCCCCUCCAAGAUUUUUGGUUGAUGAUAAUCAAAACCCAAUAAGAUACGGAAAGACUAUUGUCGCUUGUAAAUGUACGGCGGACUUCACACCCACCAAAUUCACUGGUUCGCAUGAAACAGAUAAUUUGAGUGUGGGAAAGGAGCUUGAGGAUGAAUCAGAUGUGCUUAUUGAAUGUAGGAAUGUCUACAAGUCAUUUGGAGAAAAGUAUAUCUUAAGAGGUGUGAGCUUCAAGAUUAGGCUUGGAGAGGCUGUUGGAAUAAUUGGGCCUUCUGGGACUGGUAAGUCAACCAUCUUGAAGAUCAUGGCUGGGCUUCUUGCUCCGGACAAGGGAGAGGUUUUGAUCCGAGGUAGAAGGCGUCAUGGUUUGAUCAGUGAUGAAGAAAUAUCUGGUCUUAGAAUAGGCUUGGUUUUUCAGAGUGCAGCUCUGUUUGAUUCUUUAACUGUUCGUGAAAAUGUUGGUUUCCUUUUAUAUGAGAAUUCAAGUAUGCCUGAGGAUCAAAUUGCAGAGCUUGUCACCGAUACUCUAGCUGCUGUUGGAUUGAAGGGAGUUGAGGACCGAUUGCCCUCUGAAUUGUCCGGUGGAAUGAAAAAAAGAGUUGCUUUAGCUCGUUCCAUAAUCUUUGAUACCACAAAAGACACAUUAGAGCCUGAGGUGCUCCUGUAUGAUGAACCAACUGCCGGUCUGGAUCCAAUUGCAUCCACCGUAGUUGAGGAUCUCAUCCGCUCUGUUCAUAUGAAAGGUGAGGAUGCACUUGGGAAGCCUGGGAAGAUUGCAUCUUAUGUUGUUGUCACUCAUCAACAUAGCACAAUUAGAAGAGCUGUUGACAGGCUGUUAUUUCUCCAUGAAGGAAAGAUUGUUUGGCAAGGGAUGACCCAUGAGUUCUCCUCAUCAACAAAUCCAAUUGUUCAGCAGUUUGCAUCUGGGAGCUUGGAUGGACCAAUUAGAUAUUAGCUCUGACGAGUGUAGUAAAAUAGAGGGAACACAUGGAUUAUGUUCUUGAAUGCCCAAACUUAUUAUUUAAAGUCACAGAUAAUAUGAUAACUGAGGCAUGAUAGAUUUUUCAUCUAUGAGUUGGAGUGGAGGCAGAGUUUCGAGUUUGAGCUGGUACAGUCCCCCGACUUGCCCCUCCUUCCCUCAGUUUUGUUCUUUUUUCAGAAUUUUCUGUAUAAUUUCAUCAUCUGGGAGUGGUUGGACAAACAUUGUACGAGGUGAAGCCCAGUUGCAAUAGUUUUUUGCUAUAUGAUUUACAGUAGCAUUUUUAGGUGUAAUUGCAACUCUCAGAAAUGAUAUACCGAAAAUGUACCAUUGAUUGAUGAGAUAUGAUCCCACUUCUUAUUUCUUUUAUUCUU
Olea europaea var. sylvestris is the source of this 1632-nucleotide messenger RNA. Its product is annotated as protein TRIGALACTOSYLDIACYLGLYCEROL 3, chloroplastic-like. Bases 188 to 1234 code for a protein of 348 amino acids. Gene Ontology annotation, molecular function: ATP hydrolysis activity; ATP binding. The record is from RefSeq and is a predicted model, not a curated record. The transcript is spliced from 10 exons. NCBI's taxonomy places the organism in Eukaryota, Viridiplantae, Streptophyta, Magnoliopsida, Lamiales, Oleaceae.